GUCAUUCAGCCUCAGUACCAGUCAAGAGUGCGCUUCGAUCAGCAGCAUACCACAGAACAGAGCAGGGACGGAGAAUAGAGAGAUAAGAGGCUGCCUUCUACAUGCCGCUGUCGCCCGUUUCCUAGUGGGCAUUCUCAAAUUGGACCGCGAAGAAAGAGUGACUUUUCACAACGCAUUCGAAAAAGGAAUUUGUAUCAUGUUUCUUACUGCGGGCGCUCUAUUGAUGCUACUGGCAGCUGUGCAGGUUGCUGUGCAUGGCGGAGGGGCCGUGGGGUCGUUGCCACGGAGGCAGAGGUCGUUGCCGUGCACACAAGGGUUCUCCCAGGAGGAGUACAGUAUUGCCGUGGACGAGGAGCUGAGAGAGGGACAAGCACUCCUUACCGUGAGGUUUGCAGAUUGCGGCCUGGGCGACAGGGUUCUGUUGGAGGUGGGCGACGCGGUGCACUUCAGGCUGGGUGAAGAUGGCAUGGUGUACACCCGGCACUCCCUCCGUCUUACGGACAGGAAGAGAGCCUUCCUGGUGGUGCGAGCGAGGGAUCAGAAAACCAAGGAGGAGUGGAACACACGCGUUCACCUCCACCUCCGGACAGAUGGACAGGGGGAGACGACAGAACACAACAAACAGGUGAACUCCAGUGAUGCAGCUGUGAUCAUGUUUCCAUGGCGUAGCGUGGUCGUCAGGGGUGAUGGAUCUCUGAGGCGGGUGAAGAGGGACUGGGUCAUCCCCCCCAUCAAUGUCCCUGAGAACUCACGAGGACAGUUCCCAGAGGAACUAGUCAGGAUCCGGUCGGACCGUGAUAAGAACCGUCUCCUCCGGUACAGUGUGACUGGACCCGGUGCUGAUCAGCCUCCAACCGGGAUCUUCAUCAUCAACCCCAUCUCUGGUCAGCUCUCUGUGACCAAACCCCUCGACCGCGAACACAUUUCCAACUUCCAUCUGCGAGCCCAUGCUGUGGACCUGAAUGGGAACCAGAUAGAGAACCCCAUAGACAUUGUCAUCAAUGUCAUAGACAUGAACGACAACAGACCAGAGUUCACACACACAAUCUACAAUGGAUCAGUACCAGAGGGCUCCAAACCAGGGUCCUUUGUGAUGACAGUGACAUCAGUGGACAAGGACGACCCUAAGACAGCCAAUGGGAUGCUCCGAUACAAGAUUAUAUCUCAGAACCCUGAGAGUCCUUCUUCCAACAUGUUCACCAUCAACAACAAGACAGGAGGCAUCAUCACUGUAGCAGCAGGCCUCGACAGAGAGAAAGUUCCUCAGUACACACUGAUAAUCCAGGCUACUGACAUGGAGGGGAACCCCACCUACGGUCUGUCUAACACAGCCACAGCUAUCAUCAGGAUCACUGACGUCAAUGAUAACCCCCCAGAGUUCACCGCUGACACAUUUUAUGGAGAUGUGCAUGAGAACCGUGUGAAUGUGAUCGUAGCUAACCUGACAGUGACAGACAAGGACCAGCCCCAUACUGCAGCCUGGAGGACUGUGUACAGGAUCACCGCUGGAGACCCCACUGGACGCUUCUCCAUCCCCACUGACCCCACCACCAACGAGGGACUGGUCACUGUGGUCAAGCCCAUAGACUAUGAAGUCAGUCGUUCCUUUGUGUUGACGGUGCUGGCUGAGAAUGAGGUUGCCCUGGCCCGUGGUAUCCACCUGCCCCGUCAGUCCACCGCUACCGUGUCUGUACGCAUUGCAGAUGUCAACGAGAGCCCAGAGUUCUCUCCCAACCCUAAAGCCAUCAAACUGGAGGAGGGGCUACCAGCCGGCUCGCUACUCACCACCUUCACAGCACAGGACCCUGACAGAUACAUGCUUCAGAACAUACGGUAUUCAAAGCUGUUUGACCCUGCUAAUUGGUUGGAGAUAGACCCUGUAAAUGGGCGGAUCUCCACCAUCGCUGUGCUGGACAGAGAGUCUCCCUAUGUGAAGAAUAACCUCUACAACAUCACCUUCAUGGCUUCUGACAAUGGCAUCCCGCCUGCCAGUGGUACGGGUACGUUACAGAUGUACCUUUUAGACAUAAACGACAAUGCUCCUCAUGUCUUCCCUCCGGAAGUGGAGAUGUGUGAGAAGCCUGAGCCCAACGCCAUCAACAUCACCGCCAGCGACCCAGAUCUGACUCCUAAUGCCGGCCCCUUUGCCUUCGAACUGGCCAACCGUCCGGCAGACGCACGACGAAACUGGACCCUCACACGCCUCAAUGGUGAAUAUGCUCAGAUCAGGCUGCGGAUAGGUUUUCUGGAGAGUGGUAUCUACGAGGUUCCAAUCAUCAUCACAGACUCAGGCAACCUGCCCAUGUCCAAUACAUCCUACCUGAGGGUCAAGGUGUGUCAGUGUGAUCACCAUGGAGAUUGUGUGGACAUGGAACGCAUCAUCGCAGCAGGCCUGGGCACUGGAGCCAUCAUCGCCAUCCUCAUCUGUAUCAUCAUAAUGCUAGUGAUUGGUGUUGUUCUUUGUGAUGUGGAUGAAGAGGAGGGAUAAGGAACGUCAGGCUAAGCAGCUGCUGAUCGACCCGGAGGAUGAUGUCAGAGACAACAUACUGAAGUACGACGAAGAGGGAGGAGGAGAGGAGGACCAGGACUAUGACCUGAGCCAGCUGCAGCAGCCCGACGCGUUGGAGCCAGAGAUGGUAAAGGUGGGAAUCAGGCGUAUGGACGAGAGACCCCUCCACCAGGACCACCUGUACCC
Oncorhynchus kisutch (coho salmon) is the source of this 2695-nucleotide messenger RNA. Its product is annotated as cadherin-2. The transcript is spliced from 15 exons. Gene Ontology annotation, biological process: multicellular organism development; cell-cell junction assembly; homophilic cell-cell adhesion. The record is from RefSeq and is a predicted model, not a curated record. Lineage: Eukaryota; Metazoa; Chordata; Actinopteri; Salmoniformes; Salmonidae. Gene Ontology annotation, cellular component: plasma membrane; catenin complex; apical part of cell. Gene Ontology annotation, molecular function: calcium ion binding; cadherin binding; beta-catenin binding. The coding region runs from base 197 to 2488 and encodes 763 amino acids.